Molecule: messenger RNA, 8380 nt
Organism: Sardina pilchardus (European sardine)
Lineage: Eukaryota; Metazoa; Chordata; Actinopteri; Clupeiformes; Clupeidae
Gene: ptch1
Product: patched 1
Exons: 24
Coding region: 304-5022 (1572 amino acids)
Biological process (GO): negative regulation of smoothened signaling pathway
Cellular component (GO): plasma membrane
Molecular function (GO): hedgehog family protein binding; smoothened binding; hedgehog receptor activity
Source: RefSeq, a predicted model, not a curated record
GCUACAACCACCGAGCCAUCGACAUAGCCAUUGUAUUUAUGGAAAGCACCAUCUCCGCUUUGUGUUUUGAUAUCAGCAGCUUUUAGAAAAACUGUGAACGUGGGAAUAGUUGGAGACCUCCGGAUCGCGAAAUGUUGGAAUGGAAGGCGCAGACUCUGACUCGCCGUCCCAAACAGGAGUAUGAAGUACUUUGUGGAUCCGAGAUCACCAAGAGAGAAACUUUGUUUCCUUUGGAUAUCCAAAAACGCUUGCGGGACAAUAUAAUAACGUGGUUAACAAACAGCAAAGCGCAGGUUCUGCAACAUGGCCUCGGCUGUUAAUGUCUCCUCUGAGCAGGAAAACAGGGACCCCGAUCGGCCGAGGUUAACACGGAGAAAUAGGGGGAUCUACCAUACAACUACAUUGGAUUUGGAAUAUUUGCAACGACCGAGUUACUGUGAUGCAGCUUUUGCGUUGGAGCAAAUAUCCCAGGGGAGGGCGACUGGAAGAAAAGCACCGCUGUGGCUGAGAGCAAAGUUUCAAAGACUUUUGUUUAAACUGGGGUGUUACAUACAACAGAACUGUGGAAAGUUUUUAGUUGUCGGCCUCUUAAUAUUUGGAGCUUUCGCUGUUGGCUUGAGGGCAGCUAAUCUAGAAACCGACGUGGAGAAACUCUGGGUAGAAGAUGGGGGCAGGGUGAACGAGGAGCUGAAGUACACGCGGCAGAAGAUCGGGGAGGAGGCCAUGUUCAACCCGCAGCUCAUGAUCCAGACGCCGCGCGAGCGAGGCGCCAACGUCCUGACGCUGGAGGCACUGAGGCAGCACCACGACUCUGCCCUCAAGGCCAGCCAGGUGCAGGUCUUCAUGUACAACAGGCAAUGGAAUUUAGAACAGUUGUGCUACAAAUCAGGAGAAAUGGUGACCGAAUUCAAUUUCUUGGCUCAGAUAAUCGAAAAUCUUCACCCCUGCCUCAUCAUCACGCCAUUGGACUGCUUCUGGGAAGGUGCCAAGCUACAGCUGGGCAUGGUAUAUCUCCCCGGGAAAGGACCAACUCAGUGGACCAACUUCAACCCAGUGGAGUUCCUGGGCGUCCUGAAGUCCUUGGACAUACAGGUGGACAGCUGGAUGCAGCUGCUGGAGAGCGCUGGCGUGGGCCAGGGCUACAUGGACCGGCCGUGCCUGAACCCCAAAGACCCCGACUGCCCCCCCUCCGCCCCCAACAAGAACGACACGCAGGCCCUCGACAUUGGCCACAUCCUCGCAGGUGGGUGUUACGGCAUCUCCAAGAACUACAUGCACUGGCAGGAGGAGCUCAUCAUCGGAGGGACCAUCAAGAACGGAAGUGGAAAACUUCUAAGUGCCCAAGCCCUGCAAACCAUGUUUCAGCUGAUGACCCCUAAGCAGAUGUACGAACACUGGAAGCACCGCCACGAAAUCGAGGCCAUGAACUGGAAUGAGGACAAAGCAGCCGCCAUCUUGGAAGCUUGGCAAAGGAGAUACUCUGAGGCCGUGCAGCAGAGUGUCCCUGUCAACUCCUCCCAGAAAGUGCUCACCUUCACCACCACCACCCUCGAGGACAUCCUCAAGUCCUUCUCCGAUGUCAGUGUCAUCCGCAUCGCCAGCGGCUACCUGCUAAUGUUGGCCUACGCCUGCCUGACCAUGCUGCGCUGGGACUGCGCCAAGUCCCAGGGUGCCGUGGGGCUGGCGGGCGUCCUGCUCGUCACCCUGUCCGUGGCAGCCGGGCUGGGCCUGUGCUCUCUCAUCGGGAUCUCCUUCAACGCCGCCACCACUCAGGUGUUGCCAUUUCUGGCUCUGGGCGUGGGUGUGGAUGAUGUCUUUCUCCUGGCCCAUGCCUUCAGUGAGACUGGGCAGAACAAGAGGAUCCCAUUCGAGGACCGCACUGGUGAGUGUCUGAAGAGGACAGGCGCCAGCGUGGCUCUCACCUCCAUCAGCAACGUCACCGCCUUCUUCAUGGCUGCACUCAUCCCCAUCCCAGCCCUCCGCGCCUUCUCACUACAGGCGGCAGUGGUGGUGGUGUUCAACUUUGCCAUGGUGCUACUGAUCUUCCCCGCCAUCCUCAGCAUGGACCUGUACCGCCGAGAGGACCGCCGCUUCGACAUCUUCUGCUGCUUCGUCAGCCCAUGUGCCACCCGGGUGAUCCAGAUCGAGCCGCAGGCCUACGUGGACGGCUCGGACGGCAGCCGCUACAGCCCUCCGCCGCCGUCCUUCGGCAGCCCGCCGCCGUCCUACAGCAGCCACAGCUUCGCGCAGCAGACGCAGAUCACCAUGCGCUCCACCGUGCAGCUGCGCACCGAGUACGACCCGCGCACGCAGGCCUACUACACCACGGCCGAGCCGCACUCGCAGAUCCACGUGCAGCCCUUCGCCCCGGCGCCGGCCCCCGCGCCCGCCCCCGCGCCCACCGCCACUAACGUCAACAACAACAACAACAACACCAACACCGGCGCCCACCACAACUACAACAACAGCAGCGCCAGCGGCCACCGGGCGGCCAGCGCCAGCAGCAGCGGCAUCGGCACCAACGCGGCCACCACGCCCAGCGGCGCCGCCCCGUCCGCCUCGUGCGCCGGGGCGCCCGUCGACCCCGCCUUCCCGUCCUCCUCGACGCCGUGCCAGAGCCCGGCGAGCGCCAGCUCCACGCGGGACCUGCUGUCCAACUUCUCGGAGCUGGCGGCCGGCGGCCGCGGCCACGUGCACCACUCCUGCCCCGAGCCGCCCUGCUGGCGCUGGAGCUUCGCCUCGUUCGCCGAGAGGCACUACGCCCCCUUCCUGCUGCAGCCCACCACCAAGGUGGUGGUGAUCAUCCUGUUCCUGGGCCUGCUGGGCGUGAGCCUGUACGGCACCACGUGCGUGCGCGACGGCCUGGAGCUCACCGACAUCGUGCCGCGCGAGACCAGCGAGUACGACUUCCUGGGCGCCCAGUUCAAGUACUUCUCCUUCUACAACAUGUACGUGGUGACGCAGCGGGCCGACUACCCGCGCGCGCAGGGGCUCCUCUACGACCUGCACGGCCGCUUCGAGUCGGUCAAGUACGUGCUGCGCGAGGACGACGGCCAGCUGCCGCGCAUGUGGCUGCACCUGUUCCGCGACUGGCUGCAAGGUCUACAGCAGGCAUUCGACCAUGACUGGGAGACCGGCCGAAUCACGCGCAACAACUUCAGGAACGGCACUGACGACGGCAUCUUGGCCUACAAACUGCUGAUCCAGACAGGAAGGAGAGACAAGCCCAUCAACUACAACCAGCUGACCCGACAGCGGCUCGUGGACGCAGACGGCAUCAUCAACCCCAGCUGCUUCUACAUCUACCUGUCGGCCUGGGUCAGCAACGACCCCAUGGCCUACGCCGCCUCCCAGGCCAACAUCCGGCCCCAGCCGCCAGAGUGGAUCCACGACAGGACCCAGUCCCUCUCCGACAACUGGUUCAGCAUUCCUGCCGCUGAACCGAUCGAAUACGCACAGUUCCCAUUCUACCUCAACGGCCUCCGAGAGACGCCGCAGUUCGUGGAAGCCAUCGAGAGCGUCCGGGCCAUCUGCGGCAACUACAGCCGGCAGGGCCUCCCCAGCUACCCCAACGGCUACCCGUUCCUGUUCUGGGAGCAGUACGUCAGCCUGCGCCACUGGCUGCUGCUCUCCAUCAGCGUGGUGCUGGCCUGCACCUUCCUGGUGUGCGCCGUCUUCCUCCUCAACCCCUGGACCGCCGGCAUCAUCGUGCUGGUGCUGGCGCUGAUGACAGUGGAGUUGUUUGGAAUGAUGGGUCUGAUUGGCAUCAAGCUCAGUGCUGUCCCUGUCGUGAUCCUCAUCGCCUCGGUCGGCAUCGGGGUGGAGUUCACCGUUCACGUAGCACUGGCUUUCCUCACCGCCAUCGGCGACCGCAACAAGCGCGCCAUCUUGGCCCUGGAGCACAUGUUUGCCCCCGUGCUGGACGGCGCCUUCUCCACCCUGCUGGGCGUCCUCAUGCUGGCCGGCUCCGAGUUCGACUUCAUCGUCAAAUACUUCUUUGCCGUGCUCGCCAUCUUAACGGUGUUGGGGGUCCUCAACGGGCUGGUGCUGCUCCCAGUGCUCUUGUCUUAUUUCGGGCCCUACCCAGAGGUCUCGCCCGUGGAUGGCCGUAGCCAGCUGCCCACGCCCUCACCAGAGCCCCCGCCGCAGGUGGUCCGCUUCUCCGUGCGGCCGCGCCACACCACCACGGGCACCGGCUCCGACUCGUCGGACUCCGAGUACGGCUCCAACACCACCGUGUCCGGCAUCAGCCAGGAGCUGCAGCAGUACGACCUCCGGCCCAGCAGGGGGAAGCAGCCCUCGCACCAGGUGGACCUGCCUGCCUACCCAGUGGCCUCGGCGGUGCACUCUGACCCUCGGCCGCCUCACGUCCUCUCGUCCCCUCCUCAGGAAGCCGCUCCGCCCCACCUGGCCCGCCGCUACAGCAGCAGGGAGCCCAAGAGGGAGCCGAGCGGCGGCGGUCACCAGCAGCAGCAUCAGCACCGCCGUCAGGCCCCCACGCACCCCUCCCACACCUCCCAGCCCCCGCCCCACCGGCCGCGCACGGACGCUUUCGAAACCGCUACUGACCCCAGCGCCGGGGGCCGCUUCCCUCACGACGGGCCCCCGUCCGGCCACGGCAGCAGGGGCCAGCAGCAGCACCACCGCUCGCGGGCGCACCACCAGUACCAGGCGCCGCCGCCCCCCCACUCCCACCCGCACCCCCACUCCUCCAACCCCGCCUACGGCCAGCCCAUCACCACGGUGACGGCCUCGGCGUCGGUCACGGUGGCCGUGCACAGUCCCAGCUACCCCCAGCCCUUCACCCUGAGCGACAGCUACCCCCGCCAGCCCUUCCAGGAGGCGUACUCGGACAGCGGCAGCAGCGGGAGCAGCAGCCGCCGCAGCAGUCCGUCCUUCCAGGACCCCCACGUGCCCUCGCGAGACUCCUACCGCCACCGCAGGUCCCACCUGGAGGGCAUGGAGCUUCAGGACAUGGAGUACGACGCCCCCAGUGGCCGGCAUCGGAAAUCCUCCAGCUGAGGGUUAGAGAGACUAAGCACAAAGGCCAAAGAUGGGACCUACCCUUCAGCUCCUGCGCCAGUCUUCAGGGGAGGGGAACACUUGGACCAGCAGCACUUCAUUGGUGCUUCACCCUUACUGUAUAACCUAGUGUACAAUUUGUUUUUUUUUGUUUUGUUUUGUUUUUCGUUAGAUAUUUCUAUAAGUAUUUAAAGAAUGUGUACACACAUGUAAAUAUAUAAAAAAAGUAGCUAUAAUGUUUGUUUGUUUGUUUGUGUCGGUGGGGUGUUUUCUGACACCUCGUUCUGAGUUUUCGAAACGGUCUGGGGGGACAUCAGGGGUGGCGUUUGUGUGUGUGUGAUCCUGUCGUUACUGUUCACUCGUCUCGUGUCUCUGUGCCAUGAGGAAGCUUCACCCUAGACGGACAACUUCAGCAGAAAACAGUUGCUGCUUAAUAACAUUGUAUAAUGUACAUGUAUAAUUCUAUGCAAUUAUUUUCAUUUGUAAUAUAGAAGUGUGUGUGCAUGUGGCAUGUGUGUUUGUGUGUGUGUGAGUGUGUGUGUGUGUGUGUGUGUGUGUGUGUGUGUGUGUGUGAGUGAGUGUGUGUUUGCGUGUGCGUGUAUGUGUAUGUGUGUGUGUCUUAGGAUCCUGUAUAAGUGUAUCUUUCUUGAGGUCGCUCUUUACUCGAUUAGGUCUUACAUUAAAAAAAAAAUAUGCUAGCGAUGAUGGUAAGCUAAUAUCAGUUUUUGAAAAUUUGGCCAUACAAAAUUCAGCUCUAGCUUGAUGGGCGUCUAGUUUUCAGAAGACGGCACGGGCAGUCCCCUGAUGCUAUCCGUCACGGGCACUUCCAGAUCAUACAGUACUGUUUCUGUUUCCAUUUUGAGUGGUCACUCUGUUUUUUAACCUUUUCAAUGGGACUCUGACCAGACUGACCGUAACCUUCCUAGGUGCUAAAGUCACUUACAGUACAAGAUACAGAUAGUUAGAUAGAUAUGAGUUGUAGCCACAUCGCUUAUACUGUGACAGGUGGGACCAGCUCAGUGGGAGUUGACUUAGUAGGCGAUCUUACAGUAUCUUGUACGAAACGAGAAGAACAUUUGACUGAAGGCAGCCAUACUGUCCUCAAUCAUUCUUACAGCGGUCUGGUGACUAGCUGUUGGUAGAGACUAAAGGAAACUGACUGCACUGCAAGCUAAGAAAAUUCUGAAGGGAAUAUUGGUAGAUAUAAUUGAGAAAAGCAUUUACUAUUUCACUAAGUGAUUUAUUAUCAUUUUUUUCUAUUGUAGUGGUGGUACUAUGGCAAGUUCUGUUGAGCUAUUCUUCAAAUUUGUAUGGCCUUAUGUUGAAUAAUAAUGGUGCCAGUGUAUGGUCUUAUUAUGAACAAGAGAGAGUCUUCAAAAGGCCUGCACUGUGUGUGUGUGUGUGUGUGUGUGUGUGUGUGUGUGUGUGUGUGUGUGUGUGUGUGUGUGUGUGUGUGUGAAUGUGAAUGACGGCGUGUUUGUUUUGUUUUGAGUGAUUGCCUGUGUGUGCAUUUGAAGGUGCACAGACAUGUCUAUUGAAAUGUUUUAUCACAAAUCUGUGGUAGUAUAAAAAAAAUACUGUUAAACUUUGAAACACGCUAUGCGUGAAAAUUACGAUUAUGAGUCAUACAUAGAAACAUGUUUUUUUUUGUUUUUCCUUUGCUCAUUGUUUUUUUUUUUUUGUUUUUUUUUUUGGUUUCAGUUUGGUUUCGUUUGCCUUUCGUGACAACAGUAGCUCUGUAGUUAGUAGGCCACAACCCUGGGAACUUCGCUCUGACUCCAUGUGCUCCUGUACGGGGCAUGUUUCACUGUAUCAGGCCAUUUAGUGUUGACCCUUGACCCUUGACCCUUGCUUCACAUGUACCUAUGAAAGGUGGCGGAGGGUGAAGGACAGCACAACUGUACUCUGUGCCAUCACACCUAUGUUGACAUUUCCUGUUUUGGAAUAUCGACCAGUAUUGUAUAGCUACAUGCUCAGUGCAAUACACGUCUUUUUUUUUUUUUUUUUUGUCAUUACUCAGAUUUUUGAAGGUGUUAAGCUAAACCAGUACCUACCGUAAUAAUCAACCAGGAACGCAAUAAGCGAGACCGAACUAUCCGCGAUAAGCUCACUGUAUGUCUUGAGUCUAUAAGCUACACAACUGGCAUUGCAAAGGUUCUGCACUAAAUGGCCUUACUGACCUCUUCAAUGACAAGAACCCCAACCACUGGCCCCGCAGGUUAAGCACACGGUCUUACUUGACCUCACCUCAUAAAACGUCCAGUGCGUACCAACACGGCACUAAUUGGAAGUCCACCACCUCCCCUUGCGCCAUCCGGAGGCAAAUGGUGUUUGUAAAAGCUUGUGGGGUCAGGGUUUUAGUCGUUCAUUUUCUGCCAGUUUGCCUCAGUCAUCCUUUCAUCCUUCACUUCCCCUCCGUUUGUCCUCUUGUAAAACAAAUGUAGACCUCUGUUCCAUUUUGUAGUGGUCUUCCGUCUUGUGUUGCGCAUAUAAAUUCCUCGUAUCAUUCUCUCGUCAGUCAUUUCAGUGACCAUAUCUUUUUUUUUUUUUUUUAGACCAUUUCUUUCUUUUCCUUAUUCUUCUGAUGGAACAUUGGCAGAGAAUAGACACAAAACAUGGCUGGCAACUAUUGUAUUUUUUAAAUAUUUUAUUAUUUUUUUACAUUUGGUUUUGCAAUAUUUAUAUUUUUGUAUUAUACUUUUUUUGUUUUGUUUUGUGUUGUUUUUAUUUUCAGUUAUGGUCAAAAUGCCAGUUGGUGACAAAUGCAGGGAUUUUUAUGUUGAAAAACACUAUUACAGUUUUUGUUUUUACAUUAAUGGAUUUUUGAUCUGUAUAAAGUGCUUACUAAUGUUAAAUAGGAAAAAAGAGUAUAUAACAUUUUACAUCAUCGAUUUGUCAUAGCUCUUAGAGGACUUUUUUUAAAAAAAGGAUAAAUAAUCAAUGGUUUUACAGACUGCCAUUUUCCUCAUUCGGAGUGGAUGUAUGUUGUUUCGGUUACAAAGAUAAAUGUAUGCCAUAUAAUUUAUUUAUAUGAAAAUUUAUUUUUGUAGUGUACAUAGUAGUUGUCAAGUUAUUUGACAAAAGUAUAUUUUUAAAGAGUUUAUAUGUAAUGCUACCAAUUUUGUGGAAACAUAACAAGAGAAAUACAUUAAGGUACAGGCACACUUUCAUUGCUAACUUGUUCUCAGACAAACUAAAGUCCCCCACAGUAUUACUAUAGGAGAGUGAGAUGCUCUUGCAGCUGGUUUUUUGGUUUGUGAAAGGCUAGCCAUGAAAGUAGAGAAAUCGUACUAGCUCUCUAAAUAAUAAUGUUCAAACACUGAUAGAAUUCUAACAAAUAAAAGAACACUAUAACUUA